AUGUGUGAUGCCAGCGACUAUGCAGUAAGAGCUGUUCUGGGUCAGAAAAUCGAAGGAAAAAGGUACGUGAUUUUCUAUGCAUCCAAGACCUUGAAUCAGGCUCAACGGAAUUAUGACAUCACUGAGAAGGAGAUGUUGGCCAUGGUGUAUUCAUUCGAGAAGUUCCGGGAAUACUUGUUAGGAUCUAAGGUCAUCGUCUAUACUGACCAUGCGGCCAUUAAGUACCUGAUUGCCAAGAACGAAUCAAAGCCCCGACUGAUUCGAUGGGUACUCCUGCUACAAGAAUUUGAUUGGGAGGUGGAAGACAAAAAAGGAGUCGAGAAUAAGGAAAUCCAAGAGGUUCAGAAGGAGCAGCGGGCGGCGUUGGAGAUGCUGACAAAACAACUUUCUCAAGUUGCGAUGUCACUGGGCGAGCUGAGGGGAAAUGAAGGAAGGAUUCCAGCCACUGUGCAGCCACCUGGUCGAGAAAACAUUAGCGAAGUAACCCUAAGAUCAGGAAAAGCCUACCAGGGCCCUACUCCACCUACGAAAUCUCCAGCAUCUAUGUCUGUGCCUAGCCAUGAAGGAGAAGGAGAAUCCAGUGGAGCAGAGCAAGCAAGAGGGAGUGAAAAGGGCAAGGCAAAAGUGGGAGGUGAAUCAUCAGAGGAAAGUCGAAGAGAGGAAACUGAGAAAGUUAAGCCAUAUCCGUACCAUGGAAUGGUGACAAGAAAGAGGGAUACCACAAUCGAUGUGGCAAGUAUGUUCAAGGACGUGGAGAUGAAGGUGCCACUCUUGACGGCGUUAAAGAUGACCCCGAUCAGCAAAUUUAUUAAAGACUACCUGGCAGGGAAGGUCAAUGAGGAAGGAAGAAUGAUUGCAGAUGAGAAUAUCUCUGUCGUGAUCCAGCGGAGUGAUCUUCCUUCAAAGAAGACCGACCCAGGGGUGUUCACUCUCCUAAUUUCAAUCGGAGAAAUUCAAGUAGAGCACGCGAUGUGCGAUCUCGGGGCAUCCAUCAAUGUGCUGACAUAUACUAUCUAUGAGAAGCUGGGAGUGGCCAAGCUCAUUGACACUGACAUAAUGAUCCAGUUGGCCGAUAGAUCAUGUAUUCACCCUGAAGGAAUUCUGGAAGACGUUAUUGUGAAGGUGAAUAACUUUAUGUACCCAGCCGAUUUUUUUGUAAUCAAGAUGACGGAGUCAACAGCAAAGGAGUCGAGUGUAGUCCUACUGGGACGGCCGUACCUGUCUACGGCCAGCACCAUUAUAGACGACCAUAAUGGGAUGAUAAGCUUGGACAUAAAUGGAGAACAAUUCACGUUCAAUAUAGAUGAAGCCAUGAAGAGGCCAUCCGACGAGGAGGUCGAGAAAGAAGUAGAAGAAUGGUAUGAUACCAUGAAGGUCAGAGAGAUGGACGACCAGGCCAUUGCGAAAGCAAUAACGGAUUUCUGCGAGCGCCCAAAGCCAGCUGGGUCAAGUGGGACAGCUCAAGUAUCUAGCAUAGCGAAGCGGCUUGAUAAAGGCAAGCCACUGGAAAAAGAAGUGGCAGAAAAUCCUCUGCCUACUGAAGAGCCAAAGCUCGCGAAGGAGUUGAAACCCCUUCCAGCACAUCUUAAGUACGCCUACCUGGGGGAGGAAGAAACAAUGCCCGUCAUCAUCAAUAGUCAGUUGACCUAG
Salvia splendens (bonfire salvia) is the source of this 1650-nucleotide messenger RNA. RefSeq lists its product as uncharacterized. NCBI's taxonomy places the organism in Eukaryota, Viridiplantae, Streptophyta, Magnoliopsida, Lamiales, Lamiaceae. The record is from RefSeq and is a predicted model, not a curated record. The transcript has 3 exons. Bases 1 to 1650 code for a protein of 549 amino acids.